AAAUUUGAAUUCAAAAAAUCCCUAACAAAAUUGAAAUUUCAAAUUCCCUCCCUCCCUAUAUACAAACAAAUACACAUACACACACAAAUACAUACAGUAUAUGAAAUGGCAUCGGCGCCACCUGUCUCCGGCAGGGAACUAAAUAAUCCUCCGUCUGACGGCAUUUCCAACCUCCGUUUCUCGAAUCACUCCGAUCAUCUCCUUGUAUCUUCAUGGGAUAAAAGUGUUCGAUUAUACGAUGCAAGUGAAAAUGUGAUGAGAGGAGAGUUUAUGCACGGCGGUGCGGUUCUUGAUUGUUGUUUUCAUGACGAUAAUUCCGGUUUCAGUGCUAGUGUUGAUCAUACUGUUAGGAGGCUUGUUUUUAACCAGGAGAAGGAGGAUAUUCUUGGACGCCAUGAUGCUCCUGUUCGAUGUAUUGAUUACUCCUAUGCAACAGGCCAAGUCAUCACUGGUAGUUGGGAUAAAACCAUAAAAUGCUGGGAUCCAAGAGGUGCUGGUUCGCCUGAGCGUUCUCUAGUGGGGACAUACUCUCAACCAGAACGUGUCUAUUCGCUUUCUCUUGUUGGCAAUCGUGUAGUGGUGGCAACUGCUGGUCGCUAUGUUAAUGUUUAUGACUUGAGGAAUAUGUCUGUACCAGAACAACGGAGAGAAUCUUCUUUGAAAUACCAAACUAGAUGUGUGCGAUGUUAUCCCAAUGGAACAGGUUAUGCUCUUAGCUCUGUGGAAGGCCGUGUUGCAAUGGAAUUUUUUGACAUGACUGAGUCUGGUCAAUCCAAAAAAUAUGCAUUCAAGUGUCACCGAAAAUCUGAAGCUGGAAGAGAUAUCGUCUACCCAGUAAACACCAUUGCAUUUCACCCUGUCUAUGGAACAUUUGCCACUGGUGGUUGUGAUGGUUUUGUCAAUGUAUGGGAUGGAAACAACAAAAAGCGGCUCUAUCAGUACCCAAGGUACCCUACAAGCAUCGCUGCUCUUUCAUUUAGCAAAGAUGGUCGACUGUUGGCUGUUGCAUCUAGUUAUACAUAUGAAGAGGGAGACAAACCUCAUGAACCAGAUGCCAUCUUUAUCCGUAGUGUGAAUGAAGUCGAAGUGAAGCCAAAGCCUAAAGUGUACUAGAACCCUGCUACAUAACUGGGAACUGUGUAAAGGUCUUUUUGGUUAAUAAUAGGUAGGUCUAACGAGAGCAUUUGUGGUUUAGAUUGCUUGGAUUGUAGACUACUCUCGUAUCUGAAAAUAACCUGUCCUCUAGCUCAGCAAAAUAUCUUUGCAAACCAAUGGUCAAAUGCAUUCAUAAUAAGUCUUAA
Molecule: messenger RNA, 1301 nt
Organism: Erigeron canadensis
Lineage: Eukaryota; Viridiplantae; Streptophyta; Magnoliopsida; Asterales; Asteraceae
Product: mitotic checkpoint protein BUB3.1-like
Exons: 9
Coding region: 106-1113 (335 amino acids)
Biological process (GO): mitotic spindle assembly checkpoint signaling
Cellular component (GO): mitotic checkpoint complex; bub1-bub3 complex; phragmoplast
Molecular function (GO): ubiquitin binding
Source: RefSeq, a predicted model, not a curated record